This is a messenger RNA of Silurus meridionalis, 1594 nucleotides long. Its product is annotated as cardiolipin synthase (CMP-forming)-like. The record is from RefSeq and is a predicted model, not a curated record. Gene Ontology annotation, biological process: cardiolipin biosynthetic process. Lineage: Eukaryota; Metazoa; Chordata; Actinopteri; Siluriformes; Siluridae. Gene Ontology annotation, cellular component: membrane; mitochondrion. Gene Ontology annotation, molecular function: cardiolipin synthase activity.
ACGUUGAGCAGGAGGCGAGCUGUGGAAAUGGAUCAGAUUUAAUGGAUAAUGAUAAUGACGGGAUCGAGCCCAAACCUGUGCUUACGAGAUGAGAAAUGGAGCAAAUAAUGAUUCGGUGGAUAUAAUUCAUGCAAUAUGGUGGUGUAAAUUUAGUGUUAGCAAUGUUUUUAGCUUUGUCCAGAAAGCACCUGCUAAGUUGUGCGAAAGGGCACGUACCGCGGAUCAGCGUCGGUCAAGCCGCAAGAUCCACACAUGUCCGAGAAUGGAAAGGGUCACCUCGGAAAUGUCGCCACACCACUGAACUAACACCUGCUGCAACAGAAACCAAACCUCUUCAGAGACUGAAAGCAAAGUUCUCCUCCCCUGGCUGUCGGCCCAAAUGUGUGCUCUUUGUCGAGAAAGUUGUGGAGGCAACAUUUCCCCCAAAUCUGCCAUUUAUUAACAAGCUGACUGCAAGGACAAACCAGACUCCACUGAAUAAACCAAAUGCUAACAUCUCUAACUAUCAGAUUCAGACAUUCAGGGGCAUUUUGAGUGAUGGGAUUAGUUUUGGCCUUCACUCGAAGUUAAAGGGAUACUGUACCGCACCUGGAAAACCUGCGUUUAAAGAAGAUCCGAAAACUCCAAAUCAAGACAACAGUCAAUCUUCCUCCUCUUCCUCCUCCUCAUCAUCUCCAUCUAACGAAGUGCAGUUUAAAGAACUGUAUGAAAAUCCAUGGACAAUCCCCAACUUCCUUUGCAUGGCUAGGAUUGUACUGUCUCAUCUGGGUUAUUUAAUCAUGGAACAAUAUUUUCACGUGUCUCUUGGACUGUUCGCUUUGGCAGGAGCGACUGACUUGCUGGACGGCUACAUUGCACGAAACUGGGCGAAUCAGAAGUCGGCUCUGGGUAGCGCUCUGGAUCCGCUUGCUGAUAAGAUCCUCGUUAGUGUGCUGUAUGUCAGUUUAACCUAUGCACAGAUCAUCCCAGUACCACUCACGACACUGGUGAUUGCCAGGGAUGUUGCAUUAAUUGCUGCAGUUUUCUACGUCCGUUACAAAACUGUCCCUCCUCCAGUAACUCUCAGCAAGUUUUUCAACCCAUGCUACACUACUGCUCAACUUAAACCAACUCUUAUAAGCAAGUUCAACACUGCAAUCCAGCUGUUUCUGGUGGCUGUUUCUCUCGCAGCUCCCAUCUUCCACUACACUGACAGUGUAUUUUUGCAGUCCCUAUGGUACGUCACCGCUUUGACGACUGUAGCAUCUGGUUACAGUUACUACCAUUACGGAAGAAAAACCGUUGAAGUACUGAACAACAGGAAGUAGCGCUCUGAUGUCAUUGCUGUAACUUGAUAACACGUCAAGGUGAUUGAGGCCUCGAAUCGUUUUACUGACUGCCUGUGGAUGUGCUUCAGAUUGAUGCCGAGGUCCAGUUUUGCUUCAGAGACAAAUUUAUUACUGUACAGAAAACUUUUGAUUCCAAUUAUUUUGUUAUCUCAGUGAACCACAGCUGUCUAUUAUACCCAGUAAGAUCACUGUCUAUACUUCUGUGGAAAGUUAUUUUUUAUCAUCACCACCACAGUUUUUCUGAUUAAAAACUGACUUUAAAACCA